This is a messenger RNA of Trypanosoma theileri, 2364 nucleotides long. RefSeq names its product putative RNA-binding protein. The record is from RefSeq and is a predicted model, not a curated record. Gene Ontology annotation, molecular function: mRNA binding. The transcript has a single exon. Bases 1 to 2364 code for a protein of 787 amino acids. Lineage: Eukaryota; Euglenozoa; Kinetoplastea; Trypanosomatida; Trypanosomatidae. Gene Ontology annotation, cellular component: cytosol.
AUGACACACCUUUCGAGUGGCAUCGUUUCCGCUUUCAAUGAACUAACAGCCGCAAGAGAAGAAAUGCAUGCUAACAACCUUGUUAGCGGUAGCAGCAGUAAAAACAGCAGUAGUAACAUCAGUCAUCAACAUCCUAUUAUGAUAAGUGGAAAUAAAGAAGAAGAUUAUAUGACGAUGGAGACCGGUGGUGGAUUAUAUAUGGAAGGCUGUAUGGAUUUUGUUAUUGGGACCGACGAUGAUGAUGAUGAUGAUAACCUCCAGGGCAAUCAUGUCAACAUGCUCAAUCAACACCAUAGUAAUAACAAUAACAAUAACAACAAGAUUGAUAUGAGUUUGGAUGAUAAUAACAUGGAUGGGGAUGUGGCUUUCAUUUCCACAAUGGCACUGCAGACUAUCGGCUCCGACUGUGUCCCACUCGCAUAUCCCAAUAAUAAUAAUAAUAAUAGAGUGAAGGGAGAACAUGUGUCGGGUCUCAUCAGCGGAAUGGAAUCUACUUUAAAUGAGACACAGCAUCAACAUCGACAAUCCCAAUCCCAACAGCAGCAGCAGCAGCAGCAACAACAAUCCUCUCAACCACAACAACAACAACAAUCACAAAACUUUUCAAUCUCCAUGGCUAAUGGUAGCACCAAUUCGGAUCCGUUUAUUUACUCCUACACAAGUUGGCAGAAUCUCCCAGCCCCUGGAUGUACGAAUGGGGAAAUAUCACCAGCAGUGUCCAUCACGGGAGAACCACUACUUGUGAACAAUCUACAGCACGCACCACCACCACCGCCACCUCCACCACAACAAUACUUUAGCGGGUUUUCGGAUGGAAAUAUGAUGGAUGCCGCCGUACUUUAUUCCCAACAACAACAACAACAAUCUCAACAACAACAACAACACCGACAGCAUCAUCAUCAUCAUCAUCAACAACAACAACAACAACAACAGUAUAUGGAUGAUGCGAUGAUACGCAGCAAUCUCUUUGUCUCUGGUCUCCAUCCCAGUGUGACGGAUGUGAAAUUGCAUGAACUCUUCCAGCCGUAUGGCAGAAUUGAGUCUGCAAAAGUCAUGCUGGACAUCCACACCGGCAAGAGCCGCGGUAUUGCCUUUGUAAAGUUUGACAAUGUGAACAGUGCGGAACAGGCAGUGGCGGCACUCAACAACAGUGUGCAUCUCGGCGAGACGAUUGCCGUUCGAGUGGCCAAACCCCACGCCGCCUAUCGCCCGGGGGCACCGACGAAUAAAACAUUUGUGCGGAAUGUUCCUCUCACUGUGAAGAAGUCUGAUCUCGCCGCCCACUUUAGCCGCUAUGGAGAUGUCAUUGAUGUCUCCAUCCACAGUGACACCGCCCAGCGGGCGACGAAUAAAAAACGGAAUGUUGUGUUCGUCACGUACACCACCAAAGAGGCCGCUGCCCGGGCUGCGCAGGAAACACACACCACCAUGCCGUUUCAGGACUGCGAGGGAAUUCCACUUCUCGCCAAAGUCGCAGAGGACUCCGCCCAUCGCAUUGAAAGACUCGCACGGCGUGGGGCUGGUCGUGGCGGUAAAUCCGGUGAUAACUGCGGUGGAGUUCCCCAUCAUCCACUCCACAACAUUCCCCAUCAUCCCCAUCACAGUAUGCAUGUCCCACAUAAAGGAAUGGAUCCCUUUGCCUCCGCCAGCAUCUCCUCUUCAUAUCCGUUUCCACCCACAACGGCACCCCCACCAACAACAACGACGGUGUGUGUUUCGCCUAUUCUCACUACAGAUCCAUACGGCACAUACACCGCCCCACCCGCAACGGCUUUUUACGCAACACCAUUCAUUCCAAUGCCCCCCAGCUUCAAUGGGGGUAAUAACAGCACCACCAGUCUGCAUAAUAAUAAUAAUAAUCAUUCCAGUAGCCCGUGCAAUAUUAGUGUUAUCGGCAAUGGCAGCAGCAGCAGUAACAUCCUUAACAGCAAUAACAAUAACAACAACAACAACAACAACGGUAAUAACCACCACAGUAAUAAUACGAAUAGUAAUAAUAAUAAUAAUAAUAACAACAACGGAGGUGGUGGAUUUGCUCCUAUUCUCGUCCUUGGCCCAGAUGCAGCACCACCACCACCACCGCCAAUGUACACAUCAUACGAUGGCUCGCUGCACUCUCCAGCUCAACACUUGGGCAACAGCACUACCAGCAGCAGUAAUAAUAACAACAACAACAACAAUAACAAUACUAUAAAUACUAAUAAUAAUAAUAAUAACAAUGCAAACGGCAGUAAAUUGACCGAUCACAUCUCACCACUCAUGAUGUGCCCCACACGACACGCAGCCAUGAUGGCACCCACGCCUACUGUAAUGUAUUACAUGUCCAACGGUCAAAUGGCACUCGGACCACCAUCGCAUGCAUAA